GAGUUUUUCGGGGGAGGGGAUCUCCGGCGAGGGACGGGGGAGCUUCGGAGAUUGGCGGUGAGUGGUAUGGUGGUGGCUGGAGAAGGUCUAAAAUAGGUAUUGUGUGGUGGUGGAAGUGGUAGCUUGUUUCCCUUUGUUAUUCAAAACAAACACCAUAGUAAAAUUAAGGAUUUUUUUAUGGAAUAAUGUAAACUAAUAAUCCCACCUUUAGUCGGUCUUCCACGAACAAUCCCACCUUUUGAAAUUCCAGAAAUAAUCCCACCUUUGAUAGGGAUCUUCCACUAACAAUCCCUUUGACCUACAACCUGUUAAACAGGUUAAAAAAAAAUUCCCUUUAUUUUUAAAACUUAAUCUCUUCCACGACCACCAGCCACCACCGUGGUCACCCCAACCCUCACCCUUUACCGCCACCUCCAUCCAUUAGGCCACUACGAAACCCCCAACCACGCCGAAAUACCAUCACCACCCCCAAAACCCGAGCCUCACUCAAAUUACACCACCCACAACCUCGAAAACACCACUGACUGCCCCCGAAAACACCAUCCACAGCCCCGAAAACACCACCCACAGCCCCGAAAACACCACCCACAGCCCCGAAAACACCACCCACAACCCCAAAAACACCAUCCACAGCCCCGAAAACACCACUGACAGCUCCAAAAUAAACACCAUCCACAGCCCCCAAAACCACUAACACCCCCGAAAACACCGCCCACAGCCCCAAAAACACCAAUGAUAACCCCGAAAACACCACCCACAGCCCCAAAUAACUCCUCUUGGCUCUAAAAACUCAACCCUUAGCCUGAAAAACUCCAUAAAAACCACCUAUACAAAACCCACCACCCCCACAAAACCCACCUAUACAAAACCCACCACCCCCACAAAACCCACGCCUACAGCCCCACAAAACCCAAGUACCACCCCGACGAAAUCCCACCCCCACGAAAAAUCUCAAAACUCCGUGUGUUCGAAUUACAUCAUCGUUGAACUCCGGGAUUGUGCGAAAUUGAUGGUUGUGGAAGGGGUGUGCGACUGGUGGUGUUUUCAGGGUGGUGGUUGCCGGAGAAUGCAAGGGCGGGGAUGGGGAGAGGAGUGCAGUGGCAGGCUGGGCUAGUGGCGGGGCUGGGGGUUUUCUUCUAUAUUUUUUUUUUAAUUAGAUUUGUUUUUUUUAAUUAUUAAAAAUCGGACUAAACCUAUUAAAAACCUACACGUGUCUUUUAACUUAAGAAAAUCGGUUACCUGAUCAAUCCAACCGGUCAGGGAUUGUUAAUGGAAGAUAGGGGCAAAAGGUGGGAUUAUUUCUGGAAUUUCAAAAGGUGGGAUUGUUUGUGAAAGACCGACUAAAGGUGGGAUUAUUAGUUUAUAUUUUUCCUUUUUUUAUUCCAUUCUAAUUCUUUCCUUUUAUUCAUUCCAUUCCGAUUAUCUCGCGCGAACCAAACGGUCCCCAUAGCAAUUUGUAUUACUCGUAAAUUACUCUUUAGUGUUGGCUUAUCACUUAUCAUCAUUAAUAGAAAUCGUUUAUAAACCCCUUAAAGGAUUAGGCCUUCUUUGUAAUAAACAGGAACAAAAAAAAAUAGCGUCAAAUUGAUUGACUUCUGAAUCAGCUUCCACUAAUUCACUCUUCCUGGAAACGCUGCAACUCGUAUUCGUCUUCUCCAAGAACCUCGAAAAUGGCGGCACUAAUCAUCUCUUACUCCAGAAAAUUCUUCCGACCGAAGCCAUUUUUACACUGCAUUCAAUCCUUCCGAACAUCUGCCGCUACUGCUGAUGCGAAAGAAACUGGUCUUUACGGUUUCUCUCAUUUGAAAACUCCCAAAGGUUUCCAGCGUUUCGUCGACGAUGCUAUUGAACGGUCUGGAGAGCUUAUCAAUUACAUUUCUACUAUGCCUUCUUCUGCUGAAAUCAUUCGCGCUAUGGAUGAAAUAUCCGACACUGUUUGUUCAGUGGUGGAUUCAGCUGAGUUAUGUAGACAUACUCACCCUGACAGGGAAUUUGUGGAGCAAGCUAAUGUUGCAUCCAUGAGAAUGGAUGAAUAUCUACAUUAUUUGAAUACAAAUCACUGUCUGUAUAAUGCUGUGAUGAAAGCUGAGCUAGAAGGCAACAUCCCCAACUCAGAAACCCAAAGGGCAGCCCAUUAUUUACGUGUUGAUUUUGAGAAGGGAGGCAUCCAUCUCUGUAGUGAAAAAUUAGAACGAGUUAAUCAGCUCAAUGUGGAUAUUGCGCAACUGUGCCGCAAGUUCAAUGCAAAUAUUGUGGAUGAUCCUGGUUAUGUAGACAUAUAUCCUGCUACCCUAAUUCCAAAGCGUAUGCACCAUCUUGGUACACCUGUAUAUUCUCCUGCUGGAUCAUCAAGAAAGGGGUUAGACGUGAAAGAAAAGGGAUAUCGAAUUCCAACAGAUCCCGUAUCACUAACUUCUAUUCUACAGUGGGUGCCAAAUGAAAAGGUGCGAAAACUUGCAUAUAUUCAAGGAAACUCUGCACCUCAUGCAAAUCUCAAUGUACUUGACAAGCUAAUAGCUGCUCGUCAUGAACUGGCACAGAUAAUGGGCUACAAGUCUUAUGCUGAAUUUGCAGCACGCCCAAACAUGGCUUCAUCAGCAGAUGUUGUAAUGUCCUUUCUGUUUGAGUUGAGUAGCAUGGUCAAGCCCAAAGCUGAUGAGGAAUUUAGAAGACUCAGGUAUUACAAGCGACAAAGGACUGGACAAAUGCUUGAGGACCUGGAGCCGUGGGAUGAGACGUACUACUCGGCAAUGAUAAAGGCGUCUACCUGUGACUUGGAUUCUUCUGUAAUUGCUUCCUACUUUCCUCUGCUACAAUGUAUUGAGGGUUUGAAAUUGCUGGUGGAGUCAUUGUUUGGUGCAUCAUUUCAUAAUAUCCCUCUUGCUCCAGGUGAAUCAUGGCAUCUAGAUGUUCUUAAAUUGUCACUUCAUCAUCCUGAAGAGGGUGAUUUGGGAUACUUGUACCUCGACUUGUAUUCAAGGAAGGACAAAUAUCCGGGUUGUGCUCACUUUGCAAUUAAAGGAGGUCGGCGCAUUUCAGAAGCAGAAUACCAACUUCCUGUUGUGGCCCUCGUCUGCAAUUUUUCCAAUUCAAAUAAUCCAUCAACGGUGAGGCUUAACCACGGAGAAGUAGAAACACUGUUUCAUGAGUUUGGACAUGCUCUGCAUUCACUUUUGUCAAGGACGGAAUACCAACAUUUUUCAGGAACCAGGGUAGCACUGGAUUUAGCUGAAACUCCUUCAAAUCUAUUUGAGUACUACGCUUGGGAUUAUCGAGUUUUGAAGACAUUUGCUAAACACUAUUCAACUGGGGAAAUCAUACCCAAAAAGUUGGUGGAUUCGAUGCAAGAUGCUAAAAUGAUGUUUGCUGCAACUGAAUUGCAGCGGCAGAUAUUUUAUGCGCUGAUUGAUCAAAAGCUUUUUGGGGAACAAGAUUCUUCUCCAAGAGAUACUAUUUCAAUUGUUGCAGAUUUGAAAAGGCAAUACACAAGUUAUAAGCAAGUUGAAGGAACACACUGGCACACCCGGUUUAGUCACUUGCUGAAUUAUGGUGGAGGAUACUACAGCUAUUUAUAUGCCAAGUGUUUUGCUGCAACCAUAUGGAAAAAUACAUGUCAAGAGGAUCCCCUCUCGCUCGAAACUGGGACUGCCCUUCGAACAAAGUUUUUGCAGCAUGGGGGUGCUGUAGAGCCAGUUGACUUGUUGAAAGAUUUAGUUGGGGAUGGCAGUAUAAGAUAUUCCAAUGGGGGCGUGAUUCCUGACAUAAGAGCACUCUCUGAAGAGAUGAAGCUUGAAUUGAGAGAACCUCCACAUGUUUGCUAGACUUGUAGAAAUGGCAUUAGGAGAUAGCGAUUAUUGGGUAAUGGGUACUGGUGUUUGGAGGUGUUUCCUUCCAUGAGAUUACCAGUUGGUGGUAGAUCCACUGUGAUCAUUCUCUAAGAAGCUGACAUUAUGAUCGUUUUUAUCUAGAUUUUCAAGAAAUCAUCAGAGCUAAGGCCUCCUGAUUUAGUAGCAAGGGGUAAAAGAGUCGACCUUAUCCUGUUCAGGGGGCUAAGGCUUGGGACAUAAUUCUGCCAAUGUACUCUGUCAACCAAAUUACUGCCAAUAGGGUGUACUCUGUCAACCAAAUUACUGCCAAUGUACUCUCGAAAAGUGGUGACAUAAUGAAUGUCCCACCAGAGCAAGUUGAGUCACCUGCAUUGAAGAUUUCAGAUUUUUCAAGGAUCUUCGGAUGAUUUUGCCAAAGUAAGUAUAACCAACUGAAUUCAAGCUGCAGUAUUCUUUCCACUUAUUGUUUACAUACAGGGUUAGUGCAUGAUGUUUAAGAAAUAUACAUGCGCGAUGUAAGACAUAGCUAUUUGUAAAUCGUUGCUUCUUGUCUACAAUUUUUGCUCUCAUUUGCUCAUAAGAGCGAAUUUUGGUACUUAUAAUUCAUCAGAUGUCAAUUUGAUACUUUAUUCUAUUUAGAUUUCGUUCAAUAUUGGUCUAAGUGAAUUUUUAUUUGAUUUUUACUCCAUAGUAGCUACGAGUAAAUAACAAAUUGUUGAUUUAUAAUAGGUUUUGAGAUUGAACACCUUCGGAGUAGAAGCUCAAAAGGAUUUGGAUGCCAUGAUAUAUUUAAUAUAAUUAUUAUAGUCAAUCAUUUA
Chenopodium quinoa (quinoa) is the source of this 4645-nucleotide messenger RNA. Its product is annotated as probable mitochondrial intermediate peptidase, mitochondrial. Gene Ontology annotation, molecular function: metalloendopeptidase activity. Bases 1671 to 3821 code for a protein of 716 amino acids. The transcript has 17 exons. NCBI's taxonomy places the organism in Eukaryota, Viridiplantae, Streptophyta, Magnoliopsida, Caryophyllales, Amaranthaceae. The record is from RefSeq and is a predicted model, not a curated record. Gene Ontology annotation, biological process: peptide metabolic process; proteolysis.